Molecule: messenger RNA, 483 nt
Organism: Patiria miniata (bat star)
Lineage: Eukaryota; Metazoa; Echinodermata; Asteroidea; Valvatida; Asterinidae
Product: lactose-binding lectin l-2-like
Exons: 2
Coding region: 1-483 (160 amino acids)
Source: RefSeq, a predicted model, not a curated record
AUGUUGCCUAAACAACUCAUCAUUGGCUUGAUAAGCCUUUGUCUUAUGAUCAGAUGCACUGGUGGUAAUGAGAGGUGUGAGGCCUCCAUUAGAGGGGCGUGUCCUCCUGCUUGGAUCCAGUGGGGUGACAAAUGCUACAAACAAGGCAGCGAAGAUCUACCAUGGCUUGAGGCAAAACAGGAGUGCAUCCAGAUGGGAAGUGUCUUGGUCAUGCCACAGUCUCAGGGGGAAACUGACUUCCUUCUGAAGAACCUGAUCCACAAGUUUUGGAUAAACUGCAACGAUCUUCAAGUUGAAGGUACAUGGGUGUGUCAAGAUGGCACUACUGAUGUGGAGUACAGAAACUGGAAGGAGGGUGAACCUAAUAAUGGCGGGGGAAGAGAAGAUUGUGCAGCAGCGGGAAAAUCUGGUUGGAAUGAUGUUCAAUGUGAGGAUCUCUCUCCUGUUAUCUGCCAACGACCAGCACCACAACUGCACUUUUAA